Messenger RNA from Spinacia oleracea (spinach), 4129 nucleotides. Its product is annotated as phospholipase D zeta 1. Gene Ontology annotation, cellular component: plasma membrane. The record is from RefSeq and is a predicted model, not a curated record. The transcript is spliced from 19 exons. Gene Ontology annotation, molecular function: D-type glycerophospholipase activity. The coding region runs from base 228 to 3647 and encodes 1139 amino acids. Lineage: Eukaryota; Viridiplantae; Streptophyta; Magnoliopsida; Caryophyllales; Amaranthaceae. Gene Ontology annotation, biological process: intracellular signal transduction; phospholipid catabolic process; phosphatidic acid biosynthetic process.
GAGCCAUAUUUAAAACAUUCCGUAUUUGACUUGGUUCUUCAUGUUCUCUCUCCUCCCUCCGUCCCCUUCUCUCUCUCUGCCUGGUUAGUUGUUGCACGCAAUUUCAUCGACUUUCUCAUUGGAUCUCAAACUCGUAGAAUUGUCUUCAAAUUUUUUCGGAUCAGAUUUCAAUUAAUCAGAACUUCUUUUAAAUUCUUUAAAUUACUUUUACAAUUGUUUUUGAAAAAAUGGCAUCGGAAAGGUUAAUCGGCGGCGGCGAAGGCCCGUCAUACUUGCAAAUGGACUCGGAAGAGCCGCCGUCUCCGGCGCCAGGGAGGACGUCGUCAUCGUUCUUUGCAUUCAAUCAAAGCGAGGCGACUGAGUCAACUCGGAUAUUUGAGGAGUUGCCCAGAGGCAGUAUAGUUCAUGUCUCUAGACCUGAUGCUGCUGAUAUUAGUCCGAUGUUGUUGUCUUACACUAUUGAAUUGCAAUACAAACAAUUCAAAUGGCAAUUGCAUAAGAAGGCUGCACAAGUGUUGUAUUUACACUUUGCAUUGAAAAAACGUGUGAUAAUUGAGGAAAUUCACGAGAAGCAGGAACAGGUGUGUGUAAAUAUUUGGUUUUUUUAUCCUCCAGAAUAUCUUUCAUUGUAUACACUGUUGAAUUGGGGUUUGAUUUGGUGUAUGUGGAUAUCAAAUAAGGUCAAAGAAUGGCUGCAAAACCUUGGAAUAGGAGAUCAUGCACCAAUUUUGCAAGAAGAUGAUGAUGCUGAAGAUGAAACUGUUCCUAUGCAUUUUGAUGAAAGUGCCAAGAAUAGAGAUGUUCCAUCAAGUGCUGCACUUCCACUUAUCCGUCCAGCACUAGGUCGGCAACAUUCUAUUUCAGAUAGAGCAAAGGUGGCCAUGCAAGGGUAUCUGAAUCACUUCUUAGGGAACCUGGAUAUUGUAAACUCUAGAGAGGUCUGUAGGUUUUUGGAGGUCUCAAGAUUAUCAUUUUCGCCUGAGUAUGGUCCCAAGCUAAAAGAAGAUUAUGUUAUGGUGAAACAUCUUCCUCAAAUUCCCAAAGAGGAUGAUCACAGGACAUGUUGUACAUGCAAUAUGUUUAGUUGGUGCAAUGACAAUUGGCAAAAGGUCUGGGCUGUUUUAAAACCUGGGUUUUUGGCCUUAUUGGAAGAUCCUUUUGAUACAAAUCUUUUGGAUAUUAUUGUGUUUGAUAUGCUGCCAGCAUCGGAUGGUAACGAGGAAGGGAGAGUUCUAUUAGCGGAAGAAAUUAAAGAUCACAAUCCACUACGCCAUGCAUUCAAGGUCACUUGUGGCACUCGUUGCAUAAGUUUGAGAACUAAGAAUACUUCCAAAGCUAAGAGCUGGGUUUCUGCUAUAAAUGAUGCUGGGUUAAAGCCACCUGAAGGUUGGUGUCAUCCACACCGCUUUGACUCUUUUGCUCCUCCGAGGGGAUUAACUGAUGAUGGUAGCAAGGCUCAAUGGUUUGUUGAUGGUCAAGCAGCUUUUGAAGCCAUUUCCUUGGCUAUUGAAAAUGCAAAAUCAGAGAUAUUUAUUUGUGGUUGGUGGGUUUGCCCAGAGUUAUAUCUCAAACGCCCUUUUAAGGACUAUGCUUCAUCACGUCUUGAUGCUCUACUUGAAGCAAAAGCCAAGGAGGGGGUGCAGAUCUAUAUAUUACUGUAUAAGGAGGUUGCUCUAGCAUUGAAAAUCAACAGUGUCUACAGCAAAAGAAAGCUCCUUAGCAUCCAUGAAAAUGUUAAAGUACUACGAUUUCCUGAUCACUUUUCAACCGGUGUUUACCUAUGGUCUCAUCAUGAAAAGAUUGUGAUUGUUGACUACCAAAUUUGCUUUAUUGGUGGAUUGGAUUUGUGCUUUGGUCGCUAUGACACAUUUGAGCACAAAGUGAACGACUACCCUUCAGCUGUAUGGCCUGGAAAGGACUACUACAACCCAAGGGAAUCUGAACCAAACUCUUGGGAAGAUACCAUGAAAGAUCAGUUAGAUCGCACAAAGUAUCCUCGUAUGCCAUGGCAUGAUGUUCAUUGUGCCCUUUUUGGGCCACCUUGCAGGGAUGUGGCCAGGCAUUUUGUUCAGCGUUGGAAUUAUGCGAAGAGGAAUAAAGCUCCAAAUGAGCAAACAAUUCCACUGCUCAUGCCUCAACAACACAUGGUUAUCCCACAUUAUAUGGGGAGCAAUUGGGAAAUAGAAGAAAAAGACGUGGAUGUAGCUGAGAAUCAUUGUUUGAAAAGACAAGAUUCAUUUUCCUCUCGAGCAUCUUCUCCCGACUUACCAUUGCUUUUGCCUCAAGAGACUGGAGAGGACGGCGAUUCAAAGUUGAAAGGAAUGCAUGUGAGCCAUGACCAUCAGAUGAAGAUUAUCAGAAAUGUUCCAUUCCCUUUCCGGAAGGCAAAAAUUGAACCUUUUGUUUCAGACAUGCCAAUGAAGGCCUUUGUUGGUGAUUUUAAUAAAGUGGAUGGGGUUGGACGUGUUGGCAUGAAAUCAUUAGAUAAUGAGUGGUGGGAGACCCAAGAACGUGGCAGCCUGGUUGUUCCUUCCAAUGAAUCUGGGCAAGUUGGACCAUGUGUCUCAUGCCGUUGCCAGGUUAUUAGGAGUGUCAGUCAAUGGUCUGCUGGAACUAGCCAAACAGAACAAAGCAUCCACAAGGCUUAUUGCUCACUAAUUGAAAAGGCAGAGCAUUUCAUCUACAUCGAGAACCAGUUCUUCAUAUCGGGUCUUUCAGGAGAUGAGAUAAUACACAAUCGGGUAUUGGAUGCAUUGUACAGGAGAAUUUUGAGAGCUUUCCACGACAAAAAAUGUUUCCGGGUUAUCGUUGUCUUGCCUCUUUUACCAGGGUUUCAGGGGGGUGUAGAUGACGCUGGUGCAGCAUCUGUUCGUGCGAUAAUGCACUGGCAGUAUCGAACAAUAUCGCGAGGGAUGAAUUCAAUAUUACUCAAUCUUUAUAAUAUAAUGGGACCUAAAUCACACGACUACAUCUCUUUCUAUGGUCUUAGAGCUCACGGUGAACUAUUCGAUGAAGGUCCAGUAGUUACCAGCCAGAUCUAUGUGCAUAGUAAAAUCAUGAUAAUUGAUGACUGUAUGGCCUUAGUUGGAUCAGCAAAUAUCAACGAUAGGAGCUUGUUAGGUUCGAGAGACUCCGAGAUUGGAGUGCUAAUUGAGGACAAGGAAGUAAUAACUUCAAGUAUGGGAGGAAAACCAUGGAAGGCUGGAAAAUUCACUAUAAGUCUCCGUCUUUCUUUGUGGGCUGAACACCUUGGUCUUCGACCUGGAGAGAUCCCUCAAAUUUAUGACCCUGUGGUUGAUGCAACCUACAAAGACAUAUGGAUGGCUACUGCAAAGACAAAUACAAUGAUCUACCAAGAUGUCUUUGCCUGUAUUCCUAAUGAUCUCAUACAUUCCAGAGCUUCACUUAGACAGAAUGUUGCUCAUUGGAAAGACCGGCUUGGGCAUACUACCAUCGAUCUCGGGGUGGCUCCUAAGAAGUUAGAAUGCUAUCAAAAUGGGACCCUCAAAGACACUGACCCUGUUGAAAGGCUAGAAUCAAUCAAAGGGCAUCUUGUGUCCUUCCCAGUUGACUUUAUGUCACAAGAAGAUUUGAGACCUGUGUUUAAUGAAAGCGAAUACUAUGCAUCACCCCAAGUUUUUCAUUAACAUGACUGGAAGUUGCAAAAAUAGACCAGUAUAUAUAUAUAUAUAUAUAUAUAUAUAUAUAUAUAUAUAUAUAUAUAUGGUUUAGCGUAAUUAUUAGUUUUUCGAUUCGAUAUAGAGCAACUUGUCUAUCAAAAGACAGGCUAGUCGAAGGUGGUAAAUUUUUGUAAAUGCAUAGCAAGAAAGGUGGAAUAUAGGGGAAGGAUUUGUAUUUUUGCUAAUUUCCUUUCCAAAGGCAGUUGUGUUCCAAUGAUCAAUGCCCACUUCCAGGAUGAGGGUGAGAAUUUUUGCAGCUGAUGGGAGAGUGAAUUUCGAGCUGGAUCAUACAGUUAAUGUAUAGUUGAUCAUUGUUGUACAAAUCAAUUCAUUACAUGGAUGUGACGUACAGUCUUAUCCACCCAAUUCUUUACAGGAAUCACAGUGCUCUUUGUUUGAUCAAAAUUCUCUGCUUUUUCCUUUGUAUGUUGAAAACAAAACUUUCCCUA